Glycine soja is the source of this 1396-nucleotide messenger RNA. Its product is annotated as methyltransferase-like protein 6. The record is from RefSeq and is a predicted model, not a curated record. NCBI's taxonomy places the organism in Eukaryota, Viridiplantae, Streptophyta, Magnoliopsida, Fabales, Fabaceae. Bases 49 to 1035 code for a protein of 328 amino acids. The transcript is spliced from 7 exons.
AAGUCACCCAAAAAAAUCAUUUAGGAACGGAACGAAGAGUGAGUGAAAAUGAGUAGUGAAGGCGAAGCAGAAGCAGAAGCAGAAGCGCAAUACUUCUGCAAGGACUUCGACUGGGAAGACCUAAGAGCAGAGAUCGAAGCAAACCCUUCCUUUGCCUACCACUUGGAAUCUUCUUCUUCGUCAUCAUCAGCACCACCAGAAUCAGACGUACAAGCAUGGAAGCAAUUUCACCUCCGUCACGCCUCUGGAAAAUUCUUCAAGGAGAGGCGCUAUCUGUUGAAGGAGUUCCCCGAACUUCUCUCCUGUCCCCCAAACUCUAUGCUCUUGGAAGUUGGUUGUGGCAAUGGCAGCACCGCUCUUCCUAUUCUACGGGCCAACAAAGAUUUGAUUGUUUAUGCAUGCGACUGUAGUGAUGAGACUCUUGAGAGGGCUAAAGAGAUUAUAAGUGCAGCCUCCACAGAUGCAUCCUUUAAGCAUCGAUUCCGCACAUUCUGUUGUGAUCUUUCCACUAAUGGAUUCCCGAACUGGUUGGCGUGCAAUCCUUCCCAAGAUAAUUUUUUACAGAAACAGUCAUACUGCUUAUCAGGUGUCAGAGAGGAUAAUGGGCUGCAUUUUACCAAUCUGUCUCCCUCGGAAGAAUUUGAAUGUUGUGGUGGUGGAGUGGAUUUUGUAACAUUGAUAUUCACUCUAUCAGCAGUACCACUGGAAAGGAUGCCAAAGUCCGUCAAGGAAUGUUUUAUUGUGUUAAAGCCAGGAGGCAUGGUUUUUUUUCGGGACUAUGGCCUCUAUGAUAUGACCAUGCUUCGAUUUGAGCCAGACAAGCAAGUGGGAUUCAGGGAAUACAUGCGGUCAGAUGGAACACGAUCAUAUUUCUUUUGUUUGGAUACUGUCCGGAGCCUAUUUUUGGGUGCAGGCUUCACCGAGCUCGAGCUUGAUUAUUGUUGUGUUAAGUCUGUAAAUCGCCAGAAAGGAAAGUCCAUGCAAAGAGUGUGGGUUCACGGGAAGUUCCAGAAGCCUGCACUGAGUUGUCAAUAAUCUCCCUUGGUGUGCUGUGUGAAGUCGGAUGAAAAAGUACACUUAUUCAAGUUUAUCAUUGAUUGCUUUCAGCAACACAGAAAAGUAUAAAAGAGAAGCAGGUAGAAAAGACAAGAACUCUGAUGUUUGUGUUGUCCUUUUUAUUUAGUCUCGCGUCAGGACCAUGAAUAUCUCACCAUCCAUUAGGUUAGCGACUAAUUCGGUUCGGUUCAUGGUGCAUGGCUGUAGUCCUUUAUUUUCACUUCUAAGUUUUGUAGUGCUGGAAAUCUGAAUGGCUAUUUUGGAUAAUCUAUUUCUGACUGGUUUACGUUUGUGGUAUUCAAUGAGAAUUUGGGAAGCUACAAAUUUCUUUUUCUUAAAA